AUGGCGCCUCCUCAGCAGGCGCGGGUCCUUCGAUGCUGCUGCUGCAGGCUUUUCCAGGCUCACCAGGUGAAAAAGAGUCUCAAAUGGACAUGCAAAGCUUGUGGAAAGAAGCAGUCGUUUUUGCAGGCUUACGGUGAGGGCUCUGGUGCUGACUGUAGACGCCAUGUGCAAAAAUUAAACCUGCUGCAGGGACAGAUUUCCGAGCUGUCACUCAGGUCUCUGGGAGAAUCCAUAAGUGCCAAUGAGGGAGAAAACGUGGAUCCUUGGCAGGCUGCCCGUGCAAGUCCACAGGAAAAACUCCAGCCCUCAAAGAACCGCUGGCUGAAAUAUCUGGAAAGGGACUCCAAAGAACUGGGGCUGAAAGAAGGAGGAGUGUGUUUCAACAGACAGCCUUCAUCCGAGAGAGAAGAGCCAGACCCUCUGUCCAGCACAGGCCUGCCUCGGAAAAGGAAAUGGAACCAGAGCACAGUUCAGCCUCCAUGUGUCCCUGAUGUCCAGGACUCCAGAAACUGUGAGGUCACCUUGAAGUCCUUGAAGGACCAUGCUGGCCUGGCAGGGAAGGGCAGAGGGAGCAGUCGUGAGGACCAGGACACCGUGGAGCUUGUUCCCCAGGGGGAACCACCGUGCCCUGCCCAGCAGGUCAGGACUGUGUCUAAGUGGGAACAAUGUCUUAUGCCACUUGGAAACAGCUCACAUUUGGACACAGAGCCCCUUACCCCUCUCCAGAGAGGCCUCCGGCCAAUCCAGGCAGCACAGGCUGAGCAGGGGACCCCCAGGGCCCAGAUUCCCAGGGAAGAAGGCCUCUGCAGGAUCCCCGGUGCACUCCAGUCUCCUCAGACCACACAUACUCCCAUACCUGGGCCCAAGAGGCUUUGUGGGAGGAUCCCUGAGCAGUCACAGGGUGCAGGCCCUUGGGCAGAGGGUGCGCCCCUGGUCAAAGGGGUGCAGGCACGUUCUUCACUCAUGCGUCUAUAUGACCUUUUUAAAACUGGAGAAGACUUCGAUGACGAUCUGUAA
Molecule: messenger RNA, 1017 nt
Organism: Rangifer tarandus platyrhynchus (Svalbard reindeer)
Lineage: Eukaryota; Metazoa; Chordata; Mammalia; Artiodactyla; Cervidae
Source: the annotation of a GenBank genome assembly